CAAUCCAAAAGUGUUCGUCUUCUGCUUAUUAAAAUAUUACUAAAAUACAAACUCUACCUACACUCUCCGAUCACCUGAGACUUCUACAAAAAAAUAUCCCAAGCAGCCGACUUUUAGCUUAAUUUUUUCUCAUCUGAACUUAUAAUUUUAUUUUCAGAUUCCUUCAAUCAUGGACGUUGAUCCUCGUCAAUAUGAACAAGUCGUCAUCAAAGAUAAUGAUAUUCACAGCAUUGUUCUGUCAUAUUUGGUGCAUAACUGCUAUAAAGAAACUGUGGAAUCUUUCAUUGCGAGUACGGGGAUGAAACAGCCUGCAGAUUGUCUUGAUGACAUGGAGAAAAGAAAAAGUAUUUUUCAUUAUGCAUUGGAGGGGAAUGCACUGAAGGCUAUUGAGCUUACAGAAGAGCUUGCACAUGACUUGCUAGAAAAUGAUAAAGACUUGCAUUUUGAUCUCUUAAGCCUUCAUUUUGUUGAGCUUAUCUGCACUCGGAAGUGCACGGAAGCAUUGGAAUUUGCUCAAACGAAGUUGACUCCAUUUGGAAAAGUCCAGAAGUAUGUUGAAAAGCUUGAAGACUUUAUGGCUCUGCUGGCUUAUGAAGAACCAGAAAAAUCUCCAAUGUUCCAUCUUCUUAGCUUGGAGUAUCGGCAACAAGUUGCAGAUAAUUUGAAUCGAGCUAUUCUUGCGCAUGCAAGCCGCCCAAACUACACCGCCAUGGAGAGAUUGCUACAGCAGACAACAGUAGUGAGACAUUCCUUAAAUCAAGAUCAUGGCAGGGAAGGGAUUUCGCCUUUUUCUUUGAAAGAUUUUCUAAGGAGCUAGAGUGAGGACAUGCUCCAAAUACUAGUGGCAAGGGGUAACCAAAGUCACCUCGCUGCCACCAUAAAUAUUAGUUUUGUGCAAGUCUCAACAUUAAAACUGUUAAGGGUUCUGCACAGAUUGGAUUUUAGUUUUGGUGAUUUUGGUGAUUUUGAUGAUUCAAUGGUGUAUAAAUUUUUUUCAUGAAAACAAGACCUUAGGAACUCUGAUUAUUCCAUAGCGUAGUAUCAGAUAUUGAUUUGGCGUAACUAGGACUCUGAUUAUUCGAAGCAAGGUCGAGAUGGAAUAUGUCUCAUAAUAUUUCUCAUUUGGAUAUGGGAAUUACCUUUACAAUAUUUUUCAUGAGGCAAAAGCUGCCAGUACGGUUGUAUAUAUAUUUUUCAUAUUCAAGUAACAUCAUUCCAUCUGAAA
This is a messenger RNA of Mercurialis annua (annual mercury), 1225 nucleotides long. RefSeq lists its product as uncharacterized. Lineage: Eukaryota; Viridiplantae; Streptophyta; Magnoliopsida; Malpighiales; Euphorbiaceae. The record is from RefSeq and is a predicted model, not a curated record. Gene Ontology annotation, molecular function: protein binding. The transcript has 7 exons. Bases 170 to 817 code for a protein of 215 amino acids. Gene Ontology annotation, cellular component: cytoplasm. Gene Ontology annotation, biological process: cytoskeleton organization; cell surface receptor signaling pathway.